UAUCGUCACUUCCGGUUACGUUCGCUGUCCUCCUGCCGCCGAAAAGAAAACCGCGUUAAUGUUUGUAAUGAUGGUGUCGAAAAAGGAGACAGUCCUAAUCCGCAGCUUUGUGAGUGAACAGCUCUGUAAUGAGCCAGACCUGAGUACUCUUACCAUGGGAAUCUUAAAAAAGCGAUAUCUGGCUCAUGUGAAAUGUGAAUCUUUAAGUCAAGAAGCAAAGAAGUUCAUGAAACUGGUGGUUGAAGAGGAGCUCAUGAAAAUUCAGGAAAAUGACAAAAAUGGAACUGAGGUGGACACCGAGAAGCUUCAGAACAAAAGGAAGAGAGGAGAGGAAAAUGAGGAGGUGGAAAGUGAAGGAGAAAAUGAAUCCAGGGCAAAGAAAUCACGAUCCAAUCAUUCAAGCUCAUCAGAAUCAGAGGAUGCAGAUGACUGUAAAACUGGGAGUGAAGAUGAAGAACAGAUUAAAUCUCCAUCUAAAGUCACAAAGCAAGAGGUGAAAAAAUCACCGCUUAAGAGACCUGCAAAUAGAAAACAUCAGAUGACCAGUGAUGACUCCUCUGAUGAUGAAACUGAAAAAUCAGCAAAAAGAGAAAGUGAGAGUGAAUGUGGUGACAGCCCAAAGAAAACGGUGAAAAAGAAAGCAUCCACUCCAAAGAAAGGAAAGACAAGAAGCUGCGAUACAAGUGGAGGAAAACAAACACAAGAGAGUAAUAAGGACAGUGAAAGCGAUGCAGAUGACUGUAAAACUGGGAGUGAGGAUGAAGAACAGAUUAAAUUUCCAUCUAAAGUCACAAAGCAAGAGGUGAAAAAAUCACCGCUUAAGAGACCUGCAAGUCGUCAGAUGACCAGUGAUGACUCAUCAGAUGAUGAAACUGAAAAAUCAGAAAAAAGAGAAAGUGAGAGUGAAUAUGGUGACAGCCCAAAGAAAAUGGUAAAAAAGAAAGCAUCCACUCCAAAGAAAGGAAAGACAAGAAGCAGUGAUACCAGUGGGGGAAAACAAACACAAGAGAGUGAUAAGGACAGUAAAAGCGAUGCAGAUGACUGUAAAACUGGGAGUGAGGAUGAAGAACAGAUUAAAUUUCCAUCUAAAGUCACAAAGCAAGAGGUGAAAAAAUCACAGCUUAAGAGACCUGCAAAUAGAAAAUAUCAGAUGACCAGUGAUGAUUCAUCAGAUGAUGAAACUGAAAAAUCAGAAAAAAGAGAAAGUGAGAGUGAAUGUGGUGACAGCCCAAAGAAAACGGUUAAAAAGAAAGCAUCCACUGCAAAGAAAGGAAAGACAAGAAGCAGUGAUACCAGUGGGGGAAAACAAACACAAGAGAGUGAUGAGGACAGUGAAAGCGAUGCAGGUAGCAAGUCCUCGAGGAAUGUCAAAAUCAACGAUAGUGAGCCUUCUGACAGUGAAAAAGCAGGUAAAGUCCUGUCAGAAAAGAAUAAUAAUGACUCUGAUUCGUCAUCACUUCCUUCUUUGGAGGAAGAGGGAGAAAGUCCGACAAAAAAUGUGUCUAAAUACAAAAAGAAACAGAAAACUGGCAGAACAGAUAAGAGCACCAGAAGCCAGAAGGAUGAUGACAAAGCUAUCGUAAGGCUCAAGCGCUACAUUGCUCUCUGUGGUGCGAGGAGGAAUUACAAGAAGCUGUUAGAUGGUUGCAGAUCUGUUCGUUCCAAAGUGGCCGUUCUAAAGAAGGAGCUUGAAGAUCUUGGUGUCCAUGGUAAUCCAUCUAUUGAUAAAUGUAAAAAAGUCCGCAUGAAGAGAGAGAGAGCUCAGGAAGUGGCUGAGCUUGAUGUCAGAAACAUCAUCACCACACAAGGUCGACCUAAACGCAGAGGAACCUCUGCAAGUCAGGAACAACAUGACCCUCCAUCAUCUGCUUUUCAGCGCGCUCUGAACUCUGGCUCUGAUAGUGAUCUGGAAAACAAUUCACGCAGAGGACGGAGAAAAAUAUCAGAAUGGGCCAACCUGCAUGGGAUUAUCAGUGAUGAUGCAGAUAGUGACUAGAAAGGAGUUUCUACUUUUUCCUCAGUGGGGACUUUGAUAUUGAUGCUAAUUUCUCUGCUCUUUUUCUACAUUGCUUCAAAGCAUGCUAUGUCGCUUUU
Messenger RNA from Melanotaenia boesemani (Boeseman's rainbowfish), 2094 nucleotides. RefSeq names its product HIRA interacting protein 3 (gene hirip3). The coding region runs from base 59 to 1996 and encodes 645 amino acids. The transcript has 8 exons. The record is from RefSeq and is a predicted model, not a curated record. Lineage: Eukaryota; Metazoa; Chordata; Actinopteri; Atheriniformes; Melanotaeniidae. Gene Ontology annotation, cellular component: nucleus.